Nerophis ophidion (straightnose pipefish) is the source of this 2697-nucleotide messenger RNA. Its product is annotated as gastrula zinc finger protein XlCGF17.1-like. NCBI's taxonomy places the organism in Eukaryota, Metazoa, Chordata, Actinopteri, Syngnathiformes, Syngnathidae. Gene Ontology annotation, cellular component: nucleus. The record is from RefSeq and is a predicted model, not a curated record. The transcript has 2 exons. The coding region runs from base 1399 to 2568 and encodes 389 amino acids.
GGCGCAUAAAAUAUAUCUUUGAUUCUUUAUUUAAGGAUAAAGUGGUCUCGAUGCGCUAGAAGCACUGUGCCGCUUCUCGUGCUAUCUUUGCUUGUUAGUUAGCUUAGCUCGCUAGUUAGCUUAGCUUGUUAGCUGCUAACAGAAGACACAGAAGUUAUCAACACGUCGCUAAGUAGAGAUCAAGUGUGAGAGUAAAGUGUUGUGUUUGUGUGAAAAUGUGCGAAAGAAUGAUAGCAAAGUAUGAGGAGGAACUUUGUCCAACAAAAGAGGAGAAGGAGCGACAACAUCAACUACUGGACGCUGUUUUCAAGAAACAUCAAGUUGUGUUACACAGAACAGACCUCGAUGAAGAACAUCUACCUCAUGAGCAGGAGAAGGAACCACAGUCCCCCAACAUACACAAGGAAGAAGAGGUACCACAGUCCCAACACAUCAAAGAGGGAGGAGAGGAGCCACAGUCCCCCCACAUUAAAGAGGAAGACGAGACGCUUCAGACCCAUAAUGUUAAACUGACCCUUCACAUUAAAGGGCAAGCGGAGGACCCACUCAUCUUACACAUCAAAAAGGAAGAGGAGGACCCACUGACCCCUCCCUUUAAGGAGCGAGAGAACACGCUGACCCAUCCAUCCAUUUUCUACCGCUUAUUCUCUUUCAGGGUCGCGGGGGGCGCAGGCGCCUAUCUCAGCUACAAUCAGGCAAAAGGCGGGGUACACCCCGGACAAGUCGCCACCUCAUCGCAGGGCCAACACAGAUAGACAGACAACAUUCACACACUAGGGCCAAUUUAGUGUUGCCAAUCAACCUAUCCCCAGGUGUAUGUCUUUGGAAGUGGGAGGAAGCCGGAGUACCCGGAGGGAACCCACGCAUUCACGGGGAGAACAUGCAAACUCUACACAGAAAGAUCCUCAGUCUGGAAUUGAACCCAGGACUGCAGGACCUUCGUAUUGUGAGGCAGACGCACUAACCCCUCUGCCACUGUGAAGCCCACACACUGACCCCUCACAUUGAAAAGGAAGAAGAUGAUCCACUGACCCCUCACUUUACGGAGCAAGAGAACACGCUGACCCAUCCAUCCAUUUACUACCGCUUAUUCUCUUUCAGGGUCGCGGGGGGCGCAGGCGCCUAUAUCAGCUACAAUCGGAGCAAGAGAUCCCCCUGACCCCUCAGAUUAAAGAGGAAGAGGAGGACCCACUGACCCCCUACUUUAAAGAGGAAGAGGAGGACCAAGAGCCGCCGCACAUUAAAGAGGAAGAGGAGGAAGAGGGCAUCAGUCAGCCUAAAUGGUUGGAGGAGUUCCCAGUGACUGGUGUCCCUGUGAAGAGUGAAGAUGAUGAGGUGAAAGGUGAAAGUGAGGAGAGGGGAGGGGGGGAGCCUCCAAGCAGCAGCUCAACACAACACAUGACAACAGAAGCUGAUGGAGACCACUGUGGAGGAUCACAAGCAGACAAGCUCUUAGCUCCACUAUCAGAUAGUGAGGACACAACGUCACACUCUCCUGACACUGAUGAUGAAGACUCUAAAGAUGAUAAGACAUGUCACACUGACAACACUCACUUCACAUCUUCUCACUGUCACAAAACCUUUAAAUACCGUCGUAGUCUGAAAAGACACAUGAGAACACACACUGGAGAAAAACCUUUUUCUUGUUCACUCUGCAGUAAAGGUUUUACACAAAGUAUCAAUUUGAAAGUACACAAGAGAACACACACUGGUGAAAAACCUUUUGUCUGUUCAAUAUGUGGUAAAGGUUUUGCACACAGUAACAAUUUAAAAAGACAUAUGAGAACAGACACAGGUGAAAAACCUUUUUCCUGUUCAACCUGUGGUAAAGGUUUUACACAAAGUCAGAGUUUGAAAGUACACAAGAGAACACACACUGGAGAAAAACCUUUCAUCUGUUCAAUCUGUAGUAAAGGUUUUGCAGAAAGUCGAUAUUUGAAAGAACAUAUGAGAACACACACUGGUGAAAAACCUUUUAUUUGUUCAAUCUGUCGCUUAUCUUUUGCAAGGAAGGGAUAUAUGAAAGUGCACAGGAGAACACACAGUGGUGAAAAACCUUUUUCCUGUUCAAUCUGUGGUAAAGGUUUUACACAUAGUACAGAUGUGAAAGUACACAUGAAAACACACACUGGUGAAAAAUCACAUUCCUGUUCAAUCUGCAACAGAAGCUUUAGUCGACAAUCAACCCUUGUAAGACACAUGAGAACACACACUGGUGAAAAAACUUUUCCCUGUUCAAUCUGUGGUAAAGGUUUUACAAGAAGUCAACAUUUGAAAAGACACAUGAGAACACACACUGGUGAAAAAGCUUUUUCUUGUUCAACCUGUGGUAAAGGUUUUACACAAAGUCUGAGUUUGAAAAGACACAUGAGAACACACACUGGUGAAAAACCUUUUUCCUGUUCAAUCUGCAACAGAAGCUUUUGUGACCGAUCGACCCUUGUAAGACACAUGAGAAGACACCCAGGAGAGAAAGUGUUGAGUUGCAGUGUGUGUGGUGAAAGAUUGUCUUCUAAGUACCAGUGUAAGAAACACAAGUGUGCUGGUGAGAACAGCAGCAGCAAAUGAAACUGCAGGAUUUGAAAUAAACUGUCCAGACUUUCAUUUUGACUUUCUAACAACAUCAGCACAUAUAACAUGUGUGACAUUGUUGUUUGUCUAACAAUCUGUUUAAUAUGAUCUUUACAUUUAUAGAUU